Messenger RNA from Coniosporium apollinis CBS 100218, 2076 nucleotides. RefSeq lists its product as uncharacterized. Lineage: Eukaryota; Fungi; Ascomycota; Dothideomycetes. The transcript has 3 exons. The record is from RefSeq and is a predicted model, not a curated record. Gene Ontology annotation, molecular function: ATP hydrolysis activity; ATP binding. Bases 1 to 2076 code for a protein of 691 amino acids.
AUGGCAAUUGAAGUCUUCCUCCCCAGUGGAGCCGACGGCGCAGUGAAGCAUCCAAAGAACGAUCCAGUGGAGUCGUCUGAGCCUACCAGCAAUGGAACGGCCACAGCGAAUGGGCAUGUUGAGACGCCUCCUCAGGAGAAGGAGCUUGAAGCCCCGAAAGAACCACAACUGCCCACUGGCUCCAAAGGCGAGAUCAAAGCCCUCGUACAGCGCCUGAAAGAUGGCGAGAUCAAGAUUGAAGAACGAGAGACAUAUCUCUCAUCGCUCGAGCGGAAGCCGUACGGCGAAUUCGCCAUAGUGACCAAGCAAGUCUUCUCCGACAAAGACAAGCUCGAGAAGACGCUUGUCGAGAUCAACUCGCCGCAGCUCCUGACCGCACUGAAAGAGCUUGUCAAGUACUAUCCCGCAGAGCCGCUGCAAUUCGAGAAGCAAGCCACCUUCGAAGACCCGUUCAUGCUGCUCAAUCACUACGUCCCAGAACUCCAAGCGUACAAGCAGAAGACGGACGAUGAUGUCGCGAAGGAGCACAUCGAUCUCCUCAUAGGCUUUCUGGAAAGCGAAGCCGGCGAAAAGGGCCAAGAGGCCAAACGACUAGUCAGGUCAAGCCUGAUCACCUUCGACCUCCUCUGGGUCAUCUUCAAGCCCGGCGAGCUGAUGUACGAGUCUAAGCACGGUCACGAGCGCCUUUACCAGCUGCAGCGCACCGGCUACGGUGAGACGAACGAGCGCGGUAGGUUCUUCGAGGUCUCGUGCGGCUAUACGAACUCCGACGGGGUUCGAUCUGGCAGGUCCUCCACUAGUCUGAGGAUUUGGGAGCGCAACGAGUUUGUGGGACAGAGCCCUGCGAGUGUUGCGGGGCUUUCGGUCUUCCCGCUCAGCUUCCGCGGUCAGCAGGAAGAGCUUAAGGAUAGACUUGUUCAGCGCGGGAAACAGUAUCUGGACAUCCGCGGUGUGACAAGCUAUGAUUAUGAAGGACUGUUUCUCUAUCUCAAGCAGCCGCCGGCGGACUUCUACAACGAAUGUGCUACUUAUGAAGGAACGUGGCUUCCACGUACGGCCGCGGAGCGCAUCGUCGUCGAUAACAAGACAUUCCUCGAGGAGCUGGCGAAGCAAAAGGAAGAUGUCUGCAUCACCUGCCCAGAAAAGAAGAUUUCCGGGGCGGAAGGCGUGUCAUAUGAGAAUUCCGACGCCGACCCACUACUAUGCCCCCCUUAUGUUUACGGCUUCAACCUCGAGAUGAAAGAGUGGUGCCGAUUCUUUGUCGACUCCCUGAAGCCGUUCGGCUGGGUCCCCAACGCCAUGGACCAGCUGGUGCUGCCCGACGCUCAGCGGCGGCUAAUCCGCUCGCUGGUAACCGCACACCGCUUCCCUGAUCAAGCACGCAACGAAGCUACACUAAAGGGCAAGGGCCUCAUCAUGCUCCUGCACGGCCCCCCAGGCUCCGGCAAGACGCUAACGGGCGAACUGGUGGCCGAGCACACCAAGCGCCCGCUCCUUAAAAUCUCCACGGGCGAGCUGGGAAGCUGGGAGCACCGCAUCACGUUCGAGCUGAAGCGGCUGCUGACGUACGCGUCGAUCUGGCACGCGAUUGUGCUGAUCGACGAGGCGGAUGUGUUUCUCGAGGCGCGCAGGAGCGGGGCUAGGGACCAGCUCGAGCAGAACAGCAUGGUUGCGAUCUUUCUCAGGCAGCUGGAGUAUUUCCAGGGGAUUCUGUUCCUCACGUCGAAUCGCGUUGAGGUGUUUGAUCCGGCGAUUAAGAGUAGGAUUCAUCUUGCGCUGCAGUAUAAUGCGCCGGAUGGGGGGACGAGGAGGCAGAUCUGGAGGCAGCAGCUCGCGAAGGUGCCGCUGGAAGAGGCGGAGCUUGAUGUCGAGAGGUGUCUUGCUGUGGUCGUCAAGGCGGAGAUGAAUGGGAGGGAGAUUGCGAAUGCGGUCAAUACUGCGAGGACGCUGGCGGCGGCUGAGGAGGGGAAGUUGAGGCUGGAGCAUCUGGAGACGGUGUUGGACGUGUGGAGCGACUUCCAAUCCGCCAUUGAGAAGAUUGAGAAAGAUGGACAGUCGUGGCAUGAGCGGAAGUAG